Messenger RNA from Zygotorulaspora mrakii, 1680 nucleotides. It is a transcript of the gene VPS17, whose product is annotated as retromer subunit VPS17. NCBI's taxonomy places the organism in Eukaryota, Fungi, Ascomycota, Saccharomycetes, Saccharomycetales, Saccharomycetaceae. The record is from RefSeq and is a predicted model, not a curated record. Gene Ontology annotation, molecular function: phosphatidylinositol-3-phosphate binding. The coding region runs from base 1 to 1680 and encodes 559 amino acids. Gene Ontology annotation, cellular component: endosome; retromer, tubulation complex; retromer complex. Gene Ontology annotation, biological process: retrograde transport, endosome to Golgi; intracellular protein transport. The transcript has a single exon.
AUGACUUCAGUUGUAGCUUACGAUCCUAAUGAAGAUGAUGACGAUAUGAUAGAUAACAAUCCGUUUGCGAGGUCGAUACUCGAGAACCAGCCGUCAAUAGGGGAGACGCCGCCACAGGAAGAAAACGAGAGUGAAGAACGGAGAGAAAACAGUCACAAUGAAGCUGAACAGGAACAACAGGUCCUAAGAGAUGCCAGCUUGGAUCCCAAUGACGACAAUCAACAGGAGGAAGAGGAGAGCUUCAGAAUCCUCCCUGAGCGUAGACCCUCCAAAUACACAUUGCUGGUGAAGAUUAAGGGAAUGGAACGAAUCGGAUCGACCAGCAACAAGAAGGAAAACCCAACACUGAUCAUGGAUGUACAAACCAAUUUGCCAACAUUUAGAAAGCAGAAUCAUAAGAAUAUACGCAAGACGCCUGACGAAUUUCAGCAGCUUUUCAAAUAUCUCAAUGGAGCUAUUCAAGAAUCUUUUAUUCCGUCAGUUCCACGAUCUUUCACCAAUUACGGUAUAAACAGUAAUGAAGAUUACGAAAAAACGAUUAAAAACUUUCAGGAAUGGUUUAAUAGAAUUUGUGAGGACCCGUUGAUUUUAAGAAACGAGGAAGUUGCAUUUUUCAUUGAAAGUGAUUUUAACACCUACUCGCCAAUAAAUAAAUCAAAAUUGCCCGCAACUGGGUUGAAAAGGAAAACUCUGAAACAGCUAGCACCUCCAUACGAUGAAACGGUUGAAUUGGCAGAAUUUAGGCCGUUGGUUAAAUCUAUUUACUGGCGUUGCCAGGAUAUUGAUUCAAAAUUGUCAAAAGUAAGUAGAAGCAAAAAAAUACUGUCACAAGAAGAAAACUCCUUCGGUCAAGGCUUUGUCAAUAUGGAUGACCAGGGUCAAAGUCAUUUGUAUAAAAAAUUUGGCAAAAUUCUAAUUGCUGUUGGUGACAUAGAUAGUGUUAUUGCAACACUGGAUAUCGCCACGUUACACGAUGCUCUCGAAUGGAUCGUGAAGGAUUCAUAUGUUGUCAAAGAGGCGUUGACCAACCGGCAUUUGAUCAUGAGAGAGCUAAUGCAAGCACAACAAAUUUUGAGAACUAGACAAGACCAAGCAAGAAAACUGAGAGCCAAGAGGGACAUCAAUCCUUUGAAAGUUGAUGAAGCACUUCGUCAUCUGAAAACUUCAACAAUGGAUGAACAGCUUUUGACCAAUAAGUUGAAAAGAGUCACAAUGAACAUGCUUAUAGAACGUCAAACAUGGUUAGAAUGGUACGAAAACAAAAUGUCCAAUUCCAUCAAAGAAUAUGCACUGCGCAAGAUAGAAUAUGAGCGCAAAAAAUUAACCUUACUGGAAAGAAUAAGAUCUGAUGUAAGAAGAGCUGAUACAAAUGGUGGUCUUUCGCGACUGGGGCGUGAAGGACGUGUUUCCGGUAAUGAUGCCAUGACCACAGAUAUAAUAUCCCAAAGCGUUGAUGGCGACGACUGGACUGGCGAAGCUCGUCGUCGCUCAACAAGCCAAAUGGAUAAACUGGCACAUACGGAGUUCGAUAAGGCGCUAACUAUCGAGGCAGGUGCUGCCACUUUUUCAGAAACACAAAGCUCUUCGCCUUUUGAUACAAAUGAAACUGCAAGAGCUUCUGAAUCUACGUCACUUGAUGCUCGCAGUGCCGCUACAAUGCUUGGCUUACCAACUUUCUAA